Messenger RNA from Hansenula ciferrii, 588 nucleotides. It is a transcript of the gene ZAN3, whose product is annotated as Zonadhesin. The record is from RefSeq and is a predicted model, not a curated record. The coding region runs from base 1 to 588 and encodes 195 amino acids. The transcript has a single exon. NCBI's taxonomy places the organism in Eukaryota, Fungi, Ascomycota, Saccharomycetes, Phaffomycetales, Wickerhamomycetaceae.
AUGAGAUUCCAAACUUUAGCCGCUUUAUCAUUAGCUUCAAUUGCCUUAGCUGAUAAAACUGAAAUUAUUAAUGGUGUUUAUAAUGAUAUCAAUUCACAUUUAGAAGAAUAUUUAAAAAUCAUUGAUCAAGUUCCAUCAGAUUUAUUACAAUUAUUUAAACAAGCUCAAACUUAUACUGAUGAUUCUUAUACCACUUUAUAUGAUAAUGUUGAUUUAAAUGAAGUUUCAACUUUUGCUACUGGUUUAGAUUGGUAUGAUCAAAGAUUAAAAUCUAUUUUCGGUGAUGAUGCUUCUCCAUCAACUGAAGCUCCAGAAGUUUCCACAACUUCAGAUGCUCCAGUCUCUUCAUCUGCUGCUCCAGUUGAAUCAUCAACUGUUGAACCAGCUUCAUCAUCUCAAGCUCCAGUUGAAUCAUCAACUCAAGAACAAAUCACUUCAUCAGUUGCUCCAGUUGAACCAAAUUCAAACUCAACAAACAAUGCUACCACUCCAGCUAAUACAUUUGAUGAAGAAAAUUCAGGUUUAAGAAAUUCAUUAGGUGUUUUCGCUCCUGUUGUUGUUGCUUUAGGUGCUGUUGCCUUAUUAUAA